This is a messenger RNA of Protopterus annectens (West African lungfish), 4404 nucleotides long. Its product is annotated as anoctamin-2-like. Gene Ontology annotation, cellular component: plasma membrane. The transcript is spliced from 26 exons. Gene Ontology annotation, molecular function: protein dimerization activity; chloride channel activity. The coding region runs from base 206 to 3583 and encodes 1125 amino acids. NCBI's taxonomy places the organism in Eukaryota, Metazoa, Chordata, Ceratodontiformes, Protopteridae. Gene Ontology annotation, biological process: chloride transmembrane transport. The record is from RefSeq and is a predicted model, not a curated record.
UAAAGGCUCUGCCAAAGUAGCAUUCAUUAGGCAAAGCAAAUAGAUUGCAUUCUGCUUGACAAUAAAAUAAACAAUGUAUGAAUGAAGAUGUUGCCGCUGUUUGUCACAUGCUGCCUGUGCUCCUCUGCCUUAGUGAUUAAUGAAACCAAAGAUUUGUCUUAUUAGCUUAACUUUGAUGUUAAUCCUAAAAUAAGCUCUGUUCAGGAUGGAUUUAGCCAUUGGAGCUUUUCGUAGGAUAAGCCAGUACAGAGCCCGAAGGAACCGGUUUUAUAGUGUGAGUGAGGAAACUGAAGACGGUGAUCAUUCUCAAACUAUCACCACUCUUUCAGCAGCAGCAACAACACCUAGCAAAGCCUACGACCCUGUCAGCACCUUUUCUACACCACCAUCUGUCCAUCAGCUGCAGACUGUCAGCACCCUUUCAGGUCAGACAAUCAGCACCCCUCCAGGAGCUGAAGCAGGGGAACCAUCCUGCAAAAUGGACGGACUGCAUCCACCAGCGCACAACGCUAUCCCACUAAGCUCUUCGCAGGUUGAGUACCGAGAGACUACCGAAGCUACACGUGAAGCAUCCUUCAUCCAGAAUGAAGAGUACGUCUCUGUGCCACGACAUUUGGCAGCAGUCCACUUAAGUAGGCUUAAAGGGGGAUUCGAUCCUUUAGCCUACAUACGUGAAGAAGAUGGCCCGGUUGUGAACAAUUAUUUUGAUGGAAACCCAGCGAACACAAAGAAUGGCUUGUAUUUCAGUGAUGGCAAGAGAAAAGUGGACUAUGUUUUGUGUUACCAUCACCACCAUCACCAUCAUCACCACCUCCGACUUCGCCACUCCCCACACAGUACUCCGCCUUCCCAAGGACCUGCUGUAAUUUCCAAUGGCAACACUAUCAAUCCUGAGGGGAUCAAAAUUGCAGAACAGUCUAUACCUGGGACUCACCAAGAGGUAGCUGUAGAUAUUGGCUCUCACGAUCCACACGAGGAACAGAGGAGGAGUCGGAGGGAGGAGUUUGAGAAGAACCUCUUAGAAACUGGGCUUGAGCUUGAAAGGGACAAGGAGGUACAAGGCCAUGGAGUUAUCUUUAUUAGGGUGCAUGCACCUUGGCAUGUCCUCAGUAGAGAAGCUGAAUUCUUGAAAAUUAAGGUGCCUACAAAAAAGGUGUAUGAAGUUAAAGAAGAAAGCUCUUUUCUUACAAAACUGCUUUCAGUCUGGUACAAGUUCACAAAUAUUCUACAGCCUGAUGUGCCACAUUUAGACAGAAACACAAAGACCAAAAACCUGUCAUACCCUUUUUCAAGAGAAAAGAUGCAUAUGUACAACAUUACAGACAAGGACACAUUCUUUGACAAUGCCACACGCAGUCGAAUAGUGUAUGAAAUUUUAAAGCGCACAUCCUGUAGCAAGGCCAAAUACGGCAUGGGUAUUACUACAUUAAUAGCAAACGGUGUCUAUGAAGCGGCAUAUCCUGUUCAUGAUGGGGAUUAUGACAACAGUGAGACAGAAAUGAAUGACCGAAAGCUUUUGUAUCGAGAGUGGGCAAGAUACAGUGUUUUCUAUAAAUAUCAGCCAGUUAAUCUUAUCAGAAAAUAUUUUGGAGAAAAAAUUGGCCUGUAUUUUGCCUGGCUUGGUGUAUACACCGAACUCCUUAUCCCUGCAUCACUGAUUGGAAUUAUAGUGUUUCUUUAUGGUUGUUUAACAGUUGACACUGACAUUCCAAGUAAUGAGAUGUGUGACCAAGGGAAUAACUUCACCAUGUGCCCACUCUGUGAUCGAUUUUGUGACUACUGGAAGCUUGGUUCUGCUUGUGCCACAGCCCGUGCUAGCCACCUGUUUGACAACCCUGCCACUGUCUUCUUCUCAGUUUUCAUGGCAUUAUGGGCCACAAUGUUUCUUGAACACUGGAAAAGAAGGCAGAUGAGACUGAGUUAUUAUUGGGAUCUGACUGGUUUAGAAGAGGAAGAGGAACAUCCCAGGCCAGAAUAUGAAACAAAGUUAUUACAGAAGAAACUCAAGAAAGAAAAGCAGAAAAAAAAGAAAAAUGAGCAGGAAAAGGAAGAAGAUAAUACGGAUGUGACCAAGAAUAAGUGGAAAGACAAGGUGUUGUCUGCAAUGGGCGGUGUACACCUGACAGAAAAGGAAAAACUAACAUGGAGGGACCGAAUUCCUGGUUACUUGAUUAACUGCACAGCCAUUCUAUUUAUGAUCACAUUAACAUUUGCUGCAGUUUUUGGAGUCAUUAUUUACCGGAUCAUCACAGCAGCCACUCUGGCUGCCAGCCAAGAUGACACCACCAGAGCAAAUGCCCGUGUCACUGUGACUGCCACAGCUGUCAUCAUAAACCUGAUUGUGAUACUUAUACUGGAUGAGAUCUAUGGUUCUGUGGCCAAGUGGCUGACUGAUAUUGAGGUACCAAAAACAGACAAGACUUAUGAAGAUCGACUAAUUUUGAAGGCCUUUCUUCUGAAAUUUGUAAACUCUUAUGCACCAAUUUUCUACGUUGCUUUUUUCAAAGGAAGGUUUGUUGGAAAACCAGGAAAUUAUGUGUAUGUAUUCAAUGGCCAUAGAAUGGAAGAGUGUGCCCCAGGAGGGUGUCUCAUGGAGCUUUGUAUUCAGCUAAGUAUCAUUAUGCUGGGGAAGCAACUCAUCCAAAACAAUCUGUUUGAAAUUGGGAUCCCGAAGCUCAAGAAAUUGUAUAGAAGGCUGAAAGAAGGUCGACCCAAAUCUGCAGAAAACAGUUCUUGUCAUUCUCGACAGCCCCAGAGGUGGGAUCUUGACUACAGCCUGGAGCCUUUCACGGGUCUUACACCCGAAUAUAUGGAAAUGAUUAUCCAGUUUGGUUUUGUCACCCUGUUUGUUGCAUCUUUUCCUUUGGCACCACUGUUUGCACUUUUGAAUAAUAUCAUAGAAAUUCGACUCGAUGCAAAGAAGUUUGUCACAGAAUUAAGAAGGCCGGAUGCAGUUAGAGCUAAAGACAUAGGAAUUUGGUAUAACAUAUUGAGUGGCAUGGGGAAGUUUUCUGUGAUUAUAAAUGCAUUUGUCAUUUCAGUCACCUCUGACUUCAUCCCUCGCCUUGUCUAUCAGUACAAUGAGAAUAGAACUAUGCAUGGCUUCAUCAACCAUACACUCUCAUACUUCAAUGUCAGUGAAUUUGAAUCGGGGACACAACCUGGGAACAAUAGUGAGAAGGUUGAGUUCUGCAGGUACAAAGAUUACCGUGAACCACCUUGGUCCCAAAACCGUUAUGAAUUUACAAAACAGUACUGGGCAAUCUUAGCAGCUCGACUUGCCUUUGUUAUUGUCUUUCAGAAUCUGGUGAUGUUUCUCAGUGAAGCAGUUGACUGGAUGAUUCCUGAUAUUCCAAAGGACAUAAGUGAGCAAAUCAAGAAAGAAAAGACUGUAUUAGUGGAUGUCUUCAUGAAAGAGGAGCAUGAAAAGCUGCAGCUCAUUGAGAAUUUUAUUUUGCAGGACAGACAACGGCGCAAGACAGAGAAUCGAGGUAGAAGGAGUAGGGCUGCCAGCUUUUGCCAAUUUGGCAGAACCCAGAAGGACAAUGCAGCCUCUGGAAGCAACCACCACACUGAUGUCUGAAUGCUUUGCUGCAUCAUAGUGGAGAUAAAUGCAAAUGAUUUGAUGGCACGGCAGUGCAACCAAAUCACCAUAAGUGGUCAACUGCAGCUGUGUAUGCUGCUCCAAAAGGGUAGGCUUCUGAAGAGACUACAAAGCUACAAUGUUAUAAAAAAAUUAGUUGGUGAAAAAAUAUAUAUGUAAGUUUAUGUAAAACAAAUAACCAAUGUGCACACAUGUCAACACUGACAGUAAACAAAGUAGCAUAGCGACUUGCUAUCAGAACUCCUGCCUUUGCAACAUGGCUUUUUGUUUAUGGUUACUGCUGUUUCACUUGUUGGGUGUCAGUUAAAACAACCCAACUGUUAGGUGCUAAAUGCAUUGUUUUGCCUCAGGUCUGUGCAAGAGCAUAAAAUCAGGUUGAGAGAGAAAAUGUGAAUAAUGGGGCAGUUUAAUGAGAAACUGGGUUCAGGCAUUCAGUAGUAUUUGCUUUCCUGGUUUCCCACACUUUUCAAUGUUUUGAGCUUUCCGGGUGUCUUUUUAGUCGGUAAACAAUCUCUAAAAAAUCAGAGAUUUGUAAAAUUACAACUCACAGAAUUAAUAAGGGCUCAAAAGCUUAACAAUAUAUCUAGAAUUAGCAGAAUUCAAUCUUUCCUUUCACAACCAAGUUAAUGUCUUUGUUGCAUACUAUUUUCUAUUUUAUUAAAAUAAAUGCUAAAUGAUGUGCUGCUCAAGGAAUAUUUUAUUACAAAAGGUAUUGUACUGUUAAGGGAUAAAAACAGUUAAGCAAUAAUCAGGGUACCAAAUUCUGUGACAGAGAUAUUGCACCCCAAGGCUGAUUUUUA